Messenger RNA from Chaetomium fimeti, 2697 nucleotides. RefSeq lists its product as uncharacterized. Bases 286 to 2571 code for a protein of 761 amino acids. The record is from RefSeq and is a predicted model, not a curated record. The transcript has a single exon. Lineage: Eukaryota; Fungi; Ascomycota; Sordariomycetes; Sordariales; Chaetomiaceae. Gene Ontology annotation, biological process: carbohydrate metabolic process.
CUUGUGAGGGGAUCCGCCAAGAAUACUACCAUCCGGCAUCUAGAUUCCGGUCGACACUUUCCGCUUCCUCGGGGUCGUGCCGCAAAACUUCUGUCCUUUUCCCGUGAGAUGUUCUGACCCUCUUGUCUGGUUGAGCCGGCCUUGUGUUAGAACACUCGGCUGUUGGAGGCUUCUCUUGUCUUUACCUAGUUUAUACGACCCUGACUUCUCUUCUGGGGUAAAACAUAUCUCGCAUACUACCCUAGUCCGACCUGCAGCGGUCGACAACUUCCCGUUUGGGUAAAGAUGGUCCUCCCGUUCUUGACUGGCUCCCGGCGAGGGCGGUAUCUCAGCAUUGCCAUCCUCAUGACCGUGUUCGUUGUUUGGUUUGGAUAUCAGACGCCCCUAUCAACUAUCCGCCAGGACCCCUUUGAUUUGCACAAGCCCCCGUCCGGAGCGCCCACCGCCGCAAAACCUCCUCAUGAUGAUCACACGACGUCCCAACAUGACGAUACCCAGGAGGUGGAGAAAGCUGAUAACACCUUUUACCCACCAACAUCUGUGGCCGGGGAUUUCGACGAUGAGAGCAAUGGGUCCAAGAAUGAGCCGGUCGAUGAUGACAGCACCACUACGGGAUCAACUGAGAUAACCGAGAGUACGGACACCACGGAGACCAAGGAGACCACAGAGACCGGGGAAACCACGCAUAGCACGGAGACCACGGCCACGGAAGCAGCCGACUCAACUCCCACGCCCACACUCGAGUGCGUCGACUUCGAGACGCUGCAGAGACAGAGGCCCGGACCACCCUCUGAAGGUAGACGCCAGUUCCCCUACGUCCGCCCACCGCCCGAGUGCAGAACGUUCCACCUCCCUGCUCUGGAGGGGAUGCUCGAGCGCAUGAAGAAAGUGAUCCAGGACCCGGAUCUGUUCCGGUUGUUCGAGAACAGCUACCCGAACACGCUCGAUACCAUGGUCAAGUGGCGCGGCUUCGCGAAGACGAAAAACGAGACUACUGGCGAGGAGACCGAGACGGACGAGGAGCUGACGUACGUGAUCACGGGUGACAUCGACGCCAUGUGGCUACGCGACUCGGCAAGCCAGGUGUACUCGUACCUGCCCCUCCUAGAAGCUUCGGAGGACGCGGACUCGCUGGCCAGCCUCUGGCGCGGCCUGAUCAAUUCGCACUCGCGAUACAUCAUCAUUUCGCCCUACUGCCACUCGUUCCAGCCGCCGGCCGAGAGUGGAAUCAAACCAACACCCAACGAGGCGUACCGCCACAACCACCCCAUGCCGGCGUACGACCCGGAACUCGUCUACGAUUGCAAGUGGGAGCUUGACAGCCUGGCGUCCUUCCUCCAGAUCAGCACCGCCUACUACACCCGCACCGGCGAUCUCGACUUUUUUGGAAAGUACUCCUGGGUCAACGCCGUGGAAGCCGCCGUCGACGCAUCUGCUGCCAUGCGUCUGGGAACUUACGACGAAGAAGGCCGCGUUCUCCCAUCGGCUUGGACUUUUACGGGCUGGACAAACCGCGGGUCCGAGACCUUGACCAACGACGGUCUCGGAAACCCGGUCAAGGAGAACGGCAUGGUGCGCUCGGCCUUCCGCCCGAGUGACGACGCCUGCAUCUUCCAGCUCCUGACACCCAGCAACAUGAUGUGGGCGGCCUACCUGGAGCAGGCGUCUGAGAUCAUGCAGGGGCUGGCGGACGGAGAGCUCAACGACAAAGCGGCCAACCUGACGAUUGAGAUGCGCAAGCUCGCAGGGACCAUCCGCCACGGUAUCGCGCUCGACGCCGUAGUCACCCACCGCGACUUUGGCGAGAUAUUUGCGUACGAGGUGGACGGGUACGGCGGCGCCAACCUGAUGGAUGACGCCAACGUCCCCUCGCUGCUGGCCAUGCCGCUGUGGAACUACACUCUCCCACUGAAGGCGAGCAAGCAAAUGACCAAGUCGGUGAAAAAUGCGGCCCAAGACGACACCACCAGCACGACGGAAACAGCAGACGACACCAAGCCGUCAGUGGUACCGCGAACCGACACCACCACCACCACAGAAACCGAAGACGACGACACCGAGCCAUCAGCCCUCCCCCGAACCGAUUCCACCACCAGCGACUCCGUCGACGACAGCACCACCACCAGCACCACGACGGUAAAAGACCACGACUACGCGCAAAUCUACCAAAACACGCGCAAAUUCGUCCUCAGCCUCGCCAACCCCUACUUCGCCCAAGGCCCGGCCCUCUCCGCCGUCGGCGGCCCGCACGUCGGCCCGGGCAAGGCCUGGCCGAUGGCAGCCACCAUCGCGGCGCUGACCGCCUUCGAGGACAUCACGGGGCUCGACUCGCAAGAGGCGCGCGACGAGGCGGUCGCCGAGCAGCUGUUCGCCGUGCUCAACUCGACGGCCGGCCGCGGGGUGGUGCACGAGACGGUGGAUGCGUGGAAGGAGGACCGGUGGACGCGCUCGUGGUUCGGGUGGGCGAAUGGCCUGUUUGGGGAGCUGAUUAUUCGGAUUGCGGAGGAUGAGGAGAGAAGGGGGGUGCUGGGUGGGGGGGAAGGGUUGUUGGGGCGGUCGUGGCAGGAUUGAGAGGGAGUUGGUGGAGGGACCUCAGUCGAGUGGUGUGAGUUGGGAGGUGUGGAGAGGCUGUCUGUGCUUUUAUGUGGGGAUGCGAUGUGUGUGUGAGCAGCACACUUUUUGACGUUGGAUUAUCAG